GAAAUCUUAUUUCAGAGGUGGUUCAGGUUCAGCGCUGGUGAAAUAUUAACGUUUCAUUAACUCGACCGAGAAAAAUGUCUUUUAAUAAGGAUGGUAAGACCGUUGAGGAGGAGGCAAAGGUCCACAGGAUCAGAAUUACCUUGACCUCUAAGAACGUCGCUCCCCUGGAGAAGGUCUGUGCUGAUCUUAUCCGUGGAGCUAAGGACAAGGAACUCAAGGUCAAGGGCCCCGUCAGAAUGCCCACCAAAGUUCUGAGGAUCACCACCCGUAAGACCCCUUGCGGAGAAGGUUCUAAGACUUGGGACAAAUUCCAACUGAGGAUCCACAAGCGUGUUAUUGAUCUCCACUCACCCUCUGAGAUCGUCAAGCAGAUCACCUCCAUCAACAUCGAACCCGGAGUUGAGGUUGAAGUGACCAUUGCUGACGCAUAAUCUUCCAUCCUACACCUCUGUAAUACAUCUAGAAGUGAUGUUGAUUGAUCAAUCAGUUGAUCAGAAACAACAUGAUCAAUCAGUUGAUCAGAAACUUCAUGAUUAAUCAGUUGAAAUGAACAUCAUCAUCUGAAAUUUAACUUCUUAAUGAUUUCCAGA
This is a messenger RNA of Eurytemora carolleeae, 590 nucleotides long. RefSeq names its product 40S ribosomal protein S20 (gene RpS20). Gene Ontology annotation, cellular component: cytosolic small ribosomal subunit; ribosome. Lineage: Eukaryota; Metazoa; Arthropoda; Copepoda; Calanoida; Temoridae. The transcript has 5 exons. Gene Ontology annotation, molecular function: structural constituent of ribosome. The record is from RefSeq and is a predicted model, not a curated record. Bases 75 to 431 code for a protein of 118 amino acids. Gene Ontology annotation, biological process: translation.